CACAUCUAAAUUCGCCGUAAAAACAGCUGAGCUGCACAACUGUCAUUCGCACGUUUCUCUACCUGUUUACAGAUCCAACAAUUUCAUUCAAUAAUUUGUUGUUCUUUUUAGAAAACCAUAAGAAACAUGACUGAGAAACGAGAUUUAAAUAAUGAGUUGAUUUUGAUGAAAAAGACCAUUCAGCAAGCAAAAGUGUGUGUCAUCGGAAAAUUGGUACGAAAAUUGAAAAAUCUUACCAACCGUCCCGGCAAAGAAGUGACUGGUUUAAAGUUGAUUGUGAAAAGGAAACGAUUGACCGAACAAAUCAAUUAUUUGAAGAAAACUCCAAACUUCGAGCUUGCCACCUUAGCUUUAACGUUCGACAAAAAUCCUGCGAAAAUUAUCACCAGCCAAUUAUCGUCCAUCGAAGAUGCAUCGUUGGCCAUCAUUGUGACAUACAAAACGGUUUGCGCCAAGGUAAACGAAAUUAAAACCAAAUUCGGUCUGAACGAUGGCGGUGAAGAGUGGCGACAAACAGUCGGUGAAAUCGGCAAAAAGAAGAAAAAGAAAAUGGACCGCGAAACGAAUAAGGUACAGAACAAGGAACGGAAAGAGGCGCACAAGAAGCACAAUGAAUUAGUUAAGAAACGCGAUGAAUGGCUGGGCGAAAAUAUGGAAGCUAACGGCGACACAUCCGGUACUGACGAUGAGGAAAAUGUGUUGCCAAGCCCAAAAGUUAAGCGCGAGAAGCGAAAAGCAACCGAUUUCAUCGUCACAGACAUCAAAACCAAAACUCCGGCGAAAAAGAAACCAGCUCCAGAUAACCUUAAGACAGCCGAUCCAUUUUUCCUCACAGGAACCGGUGAAACGUAUCUAGCGACGAAAAUAGUCGAUCGUAUACAGCCGCAUGGACCAAAUGAUGGUUUGGAUCGAAAGGAACGUCGUGCACAACAGUUCGGUGGAGCGCCGAAAACCAUUCCGAAAAGACAUGGUGUCCCGGCAGGACCGAGUACAUCACAGAAAUCUGUCAUAACGCCAGACAAUCUGCAUCCGUCAUGGGCGGCGAAGAUGAAAUCCAAAGGCAUCGAUAAGUUUGAAGGCAAAAAAAUGAAAUUCGACGACGAUGAAACGUCCAAUGUAGUUAGGAAAAGUGUAGCUCCUCAGCCCAGUCAACCGAAAGAAGAUCAAGAGAAAAUUCAUCCGUCGUGGGCGGCCAAACAGAAACUGAAACCGGUCAUAUCCGAAUUUAAGGGAAACAAAAUCGUGUUCGAUGAUUAAAUGUUUGUUCAAACUCAAGUA
Messenger RNA from Bradysia coprophila, 1278 nucleotides. RefSeq names its product lysine-rich basic protein Rlb1 (gene Rlb1). The record is from RefSeq and is a predicted model, not a curated record. Gene Ontology annotation, cellular component: 90S preribosome; nucleus. Gene Ontology annotation, biological process: maturation of SSU-rRNA. NCBI's taxonomy places the organism in Eukaryota, Metazoa, Arthropoda, Insecta, Diptera, Sciaridae.